Messenger RNA from Necator americanus (New World hookworm), 861 nucleotides. RefSeq lists its product as uncharacterized. Lineage: Eukaryota; Metazoa; Nematoda; Chromadorea; Rhabditida; Ancylostomatidae. The transcript is spliced from 9 exons. The record is from RefSeq and is a predicted model, not a curated record. Bases 1 to 861 code for a protein of 286 amino acids.
AUGUUCGUCUUUGUGCUGGUACUCGUAAUCGUCGCCGGUGCUUCUGCAGAUUCACCAUUAGCUCGGUCUGUGUGUUCAAAUCCACCGAGAGGGGAUGAUAAAAUACGCAAAGCCUUCCUAGAGGGACAUAACAAAAUCAGACAGGAGCUUGCCACUGGAGGUAUAGAUGAUGACAUGGGCACUCUACCGGGAUCGACAAGCUUGUUUAUGUUGUCGUACAACUGCGAACUGGAAGUACCAGCUCUAAGAGCUUCCAGCGCAUGUGAAUCUGAGAGCAACACGCCAGGUGUCAUAGAGGGAAAAUCUGUUAACUAUGGAAUAGCACGUGGUCACAAUGCCGCUCCUUCUGAUGAUGAAGCUGUAGUCGACAUAGAAAAAUUGUUGGAGAAAUGGAAGGAGACGCGUUACAAUGUCAAUUUCGACAAAACUACCGUUAUCUACGAGAGCGAAGAUGCUGCACCGUUUGCAAGAAUUGUUUACAACAAGUCGAUUUCGCUGGGAUGUGCGGUAACUCAUUGUGGACCGAAAAGAACUGCAUAUGCUUGCGCAUACAGUGCCAGCCCAGUCUUUGGAAAACCGCUUUACUGGCCCUCAACGAAAGGUGCCGGGUGUACGAAACACACUGAAUGUAGAAAGGCAAUACCUGGUAAAGAUAUCACGUGCGAUGCUACUCUAAACCUCUGUUUUACGAGUUCGUUGGAUAUAAAUGAUAUUGAUUCAACAGCAGGAAAUUCACUAAAUGUUGCUGAAACGAAACCAGAUGGUCCUAGUGGUGUGUUGAGCAGAGCGAUGCGUCAGACGGUAGUCGAUACGCAUGAAGGAGACAGAUCGCCGCUUGCUCAGGGGACCGACAGAAAUUGA